Messenger RNA from Cydia strobilella, 4664 nucleotides. It is a transcript of the gene wg, whose product is annotated as protein Wnt-1. The transcript is spliced from 4 exons. Gene Ontology annotation, molecular function: cytokine activity; frizzled binding. NCBI's taxonomy places the organism in Eukaryota, Metazoa, Arthropoda, Insecta, Lepidoptera, Tortricidae. Gene Ontology annotation, cellular component: extracellular region. The record is from RefSeq and is a predicted model, not a curated record. Gene Ontology annotation, biological process: cell fate commitment; neuron differentiation; canonical Wnt signaling pathway. The coding region runs from base 341 to 1519 and encodes 392 amino acids.
UAAUUAGUAAUGACAUAAAAAAAACCAAAACAUCAUUUUAUCUUAAUCGCAAACUUAACGCCGGUCAAUUACCUUAAGCAAUUAACCUAAGUAUGUUUCGGCAAUGUAAAUAUAAACAGCAUUAGGGCAACUAAUCCAAGCAACAAUUGCAUAACCAACCUAAUGACCUAAACUCAAAGAUUACAAUGUGUCGAAAAAAAAUAGAGGCGCGUACCAAUCGGACGUAGGCAGGUGAUCAGAGACCUCCCUCCAUCGCGGGCCCGCCUCGAGGCUCCGGCUCGGCCGUCAGACGUGACCGUGCGACGACCGGCCGCGCUCAUGCUCUCUCCCGCCCCUUAAAAUGAAGUGUUUGUGGUUAUUUGUGCUCACAGUUCUGUGUAUACGGUGCGACGCCGCUGGCAAGCCUCGGAGAGGACGCGGCAGCAUGUGGUGGGGUAUCGCCAAAGCGGGGGAGCCAAAUAAUUUGUCGCCUAUAUCUCCGGGCGUGUUGUACAUGGACCCCGCAGUACACGCCACGUUGAGGAGGAAACAGCGGCGGCUGGCGCGGGAGAACCCCGGGGUUCUCGCCGCAGUCGCAAAAGGAGCCAGCAUGGCUGUCGCAGAGUGCCAGCACCAGUUCAAAUAUAGAAGAUGGAACUGUUCAACGAGAAAUUUUCUAAGAGGAAAGAAUUUAUUCGGCAAAAUUGUAGACAAAGGUUGCCGAGAAACAGCGUUCAUAUACGCGAUAACAAGCGCAGGAGUAGCGCACGCAGUGUCGCGGGCGUGCGCGGAGGGCGCCAUCGAGUCCUGCACGUGCGACUACUCGCACGUCGAUCGUCAGCCGCACCGCAGCCGCUCCGCCGCCGCCGCCAACGUGCGCGUCUGGAAGUGGGGCGGCUGCAGCGACAACAUCGGCUUCGGCUUUCGCUUCAGCCGCGAAUUCGUAGACACCGGCGAGCGCGGCAAAACGCUCCGAGAAAAAAUGAACCUACACAACAACGAAGCCGGCCGAGCGCACGUGCAAACGGAGAUGCGGCAAGAAUGCAAGUGCCACGGCAUGUCGGGAUCCUGCACUGUGAAGACGUGUUGGAUGCGGCUGCCGAGCUUUCGGUCGGUGGGCGACGCGCUUAAGGACCGGUUCGAUGGCGCAUCGCGCGUCAUGAUGCAUAACGCGGAGGAGGCGCCCGUGCAGCGCAACGACGCCGCGCCGCACCGCGUGCCGCGACGAAACCGGUACGGCUUCCAACUGCGGCCGCACAACCCUGACCACAAGUCGCCGGGCGUCAAAGACCUAGUAUACUUAGAAGCCUCGCCGGGAUUCUGCGAAAAGAACCCGCGGCUAGGCAUCCCCGGCACGCACGGGCGUACCUGCAACGAGACGAGCAUAGGCGUCGACGGCUGUGACCUCAUGUGCUGCGGCCGCGGCUUCAAGACUGUAGAGAUGACAGUCGUGGAGCGGUGUAACUGCACGUUCCACUGGUGUUGUGAGGUCAAAUGCAAGGUCUGUCAUACCCAGAAGAAGGUCCACACGUGCUUAUAGGCGUCAGACGUCGGACUGUGUACCAGUUACACUUGUGAUUAGAAAUUCUGGUGGUUGUGACUCGGACUCGAGAGUGGACCCGUUUAAAGUGCUCCGAGGCAGAUAACGGACCGUGUAUAUAAUCGCUUCACUUUUUCUUCUAUCGGAGUCGACGAAAUCGUAAUUCAUGUUGACUUAUGUAAAUAGUUCUAUAUCACUCUUUAUUUCUUCUUUUUUACGCGUAUAAUUGAUCCGGCGUGAAAUUAAAAUAAGCGAUAUACUGUGUAGUAAUCUCGGCCCACUCACCCGGUUAAUUUAUUUGGCUAUUAAGUGCGAACAUGUGAUCUAGUAACGUUAUUUUUUGUGAACACUGUCAUUCGGAAACUAAUGAGACCAGUUUAAUGACGAUUUGUUUCUGUCAGCCUGUCAUCCCUGGUACAAUCGGAAUUGGUUUUAUUGGUUUCCUUAUGCAGUCAGGUGUAUAAUUUAUUUAUUUUAGAUAUGAUACCUAUACGUAUUAUUUCCGUUUGACUGCGCUCCGACUGGAGACACCUACGCUACGCUUAUUCUGACUUUAAUUGAUAUUUCUUAAUAUCAUUUCAAAGUUGUGUAUACUAGAUAGAUUUUGUUUUUGCGGAUAGUUAUACUUGGAUAUAACAAUUGCAAUAAUUAUAUCGGGUUAAUUAGUUAUAUUAAUGCAUCCUACAGUGCAAGCACGUAUAACUGUUACAUCAAAAGCGAAAUUAUCUUAUAAGUAUAAUUUUCAUAUUAUAAUUAGGCUUGUUAUUGGAAUUUGUGUCUUAUUCCGAAGGCAUAGGGUGUCUUCGCGGACGCUGGGAGCCUGUUAUCAGCCCGCAAGUAGUCGUCGUAAAAGUGUCCCACAUUACGAGAUAAACGCUCUCGAGAAUUUUAAUUAAAUAUUAAACGAAUUAAAUAAUCAGUAUUAUACGUAUAAUAUUGUAUGCGUGCUGCGUCCGAUAGUCCGAGAUAAUAUGCACGCGAGCUUGACACAUUUUGUAAAUUUUAUACAUUAUGCUCGUCCAUUUACGCUGUCCUUAAUAUAUGUCCUCAUGUAAAAGCAUGUGUGUUACUUUUAGUAACUUUAUAUUGUACCGGUUUUACGGAUUUUAGUAGAAGUAUCUACAAAACGAUUGAUUGAUGCAUGCGAUAUACAAAUUGAUGUUUUUUAACUGAUAAUUUUAACAGACCACCGUUGAUAUGAUUCCACUGAUAAAUAAUAUUAUGACAGAUUGAAGGAUACCCGAUGUAUCCAUUGAGUUUGGGGUGUUUUUGUAGUUGAUGGUAAAUUAAAUUUGCUGUCGUACAAUUGCCAAGAGUACUGUCGCUUUAAAGACUGGUGCUAAACCAGACGCGUUUGUAGCACGCCUUCAGCUCCCUACGUACGAGUAGAGACGCGCCUACUAACGUCAGUUGUAAUGUAUGGAAUUAUAUGUCAACUGUUACAUUCUUCCAGAUAAUACAAUCAGCGUGUGCAAACGCGUAUUUACGCAGUAAUCUUAAUCCUUACUGCAUUACGUAUCCGGCAUGGAUCGGCCUUGAAGUGCUUUCGGCGUGACGUUUCCAUUCUCAGUGGAUAUAAGGCAAUACUCAAUGUCCUAAUAACCGUACUAAACCUGACUGUCUAAAUUCGAUAGUUUGCCUCAAAGGGAUUUAUUAUGAAAAUAUAUCGUACGUGAUAUGUGAUAUAAAAUAGUUAGCCAGUAAGUAAUAGGUAGCCCCGCUGAGCCUUCGUGUAAGGACAUAAUGGCAAACAUAUUGUCAUAGGUUUCUUUUUAAUAUUUAUUGAAAACUUGUUUUUAUUGUGCAUGAAUUUACUUUAAAAUGUUGCUUUAAAGUAAAUGAAUGAUUAGAUGAAUCGGGAUAAAGAAAACCUUUCCAUUUUUGUGUAGUUUUCUCACAUUUUAUAAUGAGUCUGUUUAAUAAAACCCUUAUUAUUUCACCUGACAAUAACAAUUCGUCAUUGAUAUGUUUUUUGGGUCUAUAAGUAUACAGGAUACAGGAUGUAACAAAAAUAAUAGAGAUCCGUUUAAGGGCAUAUUCGGUAUUAUUUUCUGAUUAGGAAAAAGUAAAAGAACAUUUUUUUGACGGGUAUAUUUUUUAUUCUAAGGGGCAGGUCGUCCAAGUCGGCCAACUCUCCAUACAAAGGCCAAAAACUUUUUGCGUCAAAAAAAUUCUGCUUUUUCCUAAUCAGAACACGAUACCGAAUAUGCCCUUAAACGGAUCCCCACUAUUUUAGUUACACCUAUAUGUAAGGAAACAAGCGACCAUCUUCACUGACCCAAAAAUACAUAUCAGGCAAGUUUUCAUAGCCAGUUUUCACAUGGUCGAUCAUUUCUUGCUUUUCACCGGAUGAGGGCAAGACAUACUCGUUAUUAGUUACUUACUUAAAAGACAUAUUUUACAGGUUACAUCACUAAAUGUAAAGAUAUUCAUUAUAAAGAUUCAUCUAUACUAGCUUAAGGAUUCCUAAUCAAACGUAAAUUAUUAAUUUCCGAUUUGCAAACAUGUUUUGCGUUCAAAAUUAGAUGAUUUCGGUGUUAUAUGUGCUGAUUUUAAAGCUAACCAGUGGCAAUGUAAGUUGUAAUUGUGUACGAGAGCCGAGUGGUAACCACGAGGACAUAAAAAGACUGAAGUAUUUUAUAAUUUCGUAGUUUUAAUAUCCAUGACGGAUUUGUAAAGCCAUUGUUUUGAAUUUUAACAUGAAAUCUAUUGUGAUAAAAGUAUUUUAACCUUAAUUUAAAACAACCAGUAACCACAGAUCAAAUUAGAUUGGUGCCAUUUUAAAUAUUUUUCUUUUUAUUUUUGACAGUUUUAUCAGUUUUUAAAGUCACUCUUAAUAAAAUGCAGUUUUUUAAAUUAAUUUUACGCAUGUAAAUAAACUCUUAUUUGAUAUUUUAAGUUAUUUAUGAGAAAGUAGAAAUUUUAAUUGUAAAUCUUAGGUAAAACACAAUUGAAAUCAGCUGAACUAAUCUGAAUCUCACUAUUGUUGUAUAGAUGAAUGUACCUUUUGAAAUUAUAUUUCGUCCAAUGGCCACUUUUGGGGUUGACACAUUUUAUUAUAGUAUUGGUUGUACAUUAGCAGUAUCUAUUUAUAAUUAAAAUAUUGAUUAGUUGUUACUAAAAAUACAAAAUCAAUCAAAAAAAA